Messenger RNA from Phycodurus eques (leafy seadragon), 3541 nucleotides. Its product is annotated as probable G-protein coupled receptor 149. Bases 203 to 2410 code for a protein of 735 amino acids. Gene Ontology annotation, molecular function: neuropeptide binding; G protein-coupled receptor activity. The transcript has 5 exons. Lineage: Eukaryota; Metazoa; Chordata; Actinopteri; Syngnathiformes; Syngnathidae. The record is from RefSeq and is a predicted model, not a curated record. Gene Ontology annotation, biological process: neuropeptide signaling pathway. Gene Ontology annotation, cellular component: membrane; neuron projection.
GAGCCCAUCGUGACAGGGAAAAGGCGGUGGGUGCCCCACCCCCACCACCCACGGUGGCGCGCGUCAAGCGGCCAACUCCGCUCCACACAUCUCCCCGAAAAAUUGAACAAUCGCCACGAUAUCCGUCUACUGUGCUUUUCGUGCAAACUUUCUCCUCACGCGUCUCGUUUGUUAGUAGGCAGACAACUUGAUCGUCGGGAAAAUGUCCGCGCCGCACCUGCACUCCCCGCCGCCCAACCACAGGCACCUCUCGGCGGCCACAAGCGGCCGGACGGACCCCUCGGAGGUGGCGGCGGAGGGGCGCAUCCGCCUGCUGCUCUUCGCCUUGUGCGUAACCAUCGCCGCCGCCACCUUCUUCGGCGGCGUGUACUCGCUCCUGUCGCUGCUGCGAAUGAGGAGGAAGACGUCCCUGAGUCUCAUCGUGGCGUCCAUGUCCGUGGACGACCUGCUCAGCGUGGUGCCGCUCUCCCUCUUCAUCCUCCUGCAGUGGGAGCGGGACGCAGGCUCGGCCAGCUUGUGCACCCUCGGCGGCCUCCUCUACGUCUUCCAGGGAGUUUCGAGCAACAUGAAGGCCUGCCUGAUCGCUGGCUACACUUUUUACGUGACCAAGAGGUUCGGCGUGUUGCGCUCGGUCCGGCGGCCCCUCCCCGUGUUGUGGGCCAUCGCCGGCGUGUGGGCGCUCAGCAUGGCCGUCAGCGUGCUGCCUUUGUGCGGCUGGGGCAGCUUCGCGCGAGCUCCCCUGGGCUGCUUCCCGGAGAGUGACAGCUUCUACACGUUGCUGCUCUUCCUUUUGUAUUCGCUGUGCUUCUGCGGCUUGCUCUUCUUCUUCCUGCCGCUCACCUACCGGCUGCUGUGCUCCGGGGAGCCGCAGAGGAGCGUGCAGUGCGCGGGAUGCCCGGGCGACGUCCGCUCGCCCUCCCGGGACAGCUCGGACAGAAGUUUCGGCGCCUACAACGAGCUGAGCCCGAGUUCGUGCGGGACGACGCGCGAGCUGAAGGAGGGGAAGGAGGCGGGCGCGGGGUUCCCGGGGUCCGACCGCGGCCAUAGGUCGGCCAUUGUGGUGGACACUCCCGUGGUGUUUGCGCAGAAGCGCUUCUCCAUGAUCCUGGCGGUUGUCAGGGUUACCUUGUGGAUGCCAAUGAUGACUCUGAUGAUGGUGCGACAUGCCGCAAAUGCACACAACUCGUCCCUGGAGACGCUCGGCUUCUUCCUCACGUUGCUCGCGCCUGCGGUCACGCCGCUCUUCGUGCUGUCCAAGCGCUGGAUCCACAUGCCGUGCGGCUGCUUCAUUAACUGCAACCGUGAGCCUACACCAGACUCCUCAGCAAUGAAAAGAAGAUUUGAGUUCAACCUUUCCCUCCAUAAAGGUUGUGGAGUGUUCAAGCUUUCCCAUGGCCCCGUGUCUCACGGCAACACGUCUGCCGAGAAGCGAGCCUACCAUGGCCUCUUCAACAGCGACUUUCCGAACAACCGUCUGGAUGCGCUUGAGAGUGGUGGGCUCUGUGGCUUGUUAGAAGAUGUUGGCAGUGGCGGAAAGGCGCUGGCUGACUGUCCUCCUCUGCCCCGCGAGAACCAUGGAGGUGAGGAGGGCUUCCACGACGUUCCCUCCACGCCUCUUAAUCACCGGCAGAAGGAACAACAUCUCACAGACACCUCGUCUGUGUUCGAGGGCUCAGAGAGAAGGCUAUCACAUGAAGAGUGCCGGAAAAUUGAGCUGACAGAUUGGGAGUGGUGCAGGAGCAAAUCAGAGAGAACACCCAGACAGAGGUCAUCGGCUGGUCUGUCCAUUCCGCUUUGCGCCUUCCAGGGAACCGUGUCUCUGCAAGCCCCCACUGGGAAGACCCUCUCUCUGUCCACCUACGAGGUCAGCAGCGAUGGACUGAAAAUCUCCCCCAACAAUACCAAAAGGGUGGAGGUGUACCGCUCCAAAUCGGUGGGCCAUGAGCCCAGUUCAGAUGACAAAGCAUCAGGAGGCCAGACAGGCGAUAUGAACAUCAAUGGUGUCAGUAUGGGACUGGACAUUGGAAUGGACAUUGGAGCCGGUGACACGAAUGUCAAAAUCCACCUGGAGGUCCUGGAGAUAUGCGACAAUGAGGAGGCCAUGGACAGUGUCUCCAUCGUGUCUAAUAUCAGCCAGUCGUCGACCCACGCCCGCUCGCCGUCACUGCGUUACUCGCGCAGAGAAAACCGCUUCGUUUCCUGCGACUUGGGCGAGACGGCCUCCUACUCCCUGCUAAUCCCCACCACUGGCAACCCCGAGACAGAGGCCAUCAACAUCACGAUACCUGACACGGUGGAGGCCCAUCGGCGGAACAGUCGGCGACAGACGCAGGGGAGCUCGGGAUAUCAAGAAGAAAUACAGUUGCUCAAUGAGGCCUACAGAAAACAAGCAGGAGAGGUGGAAGACUGAAUUUCUCCAAUAACCCAAGAUUAGAAACGACCUCUGCCAAGUCCACACUGCCAUCAAAAGUAACUUGUUUUUGUUUGUUUGUCUAUUCUUUUGUUAAUUAGUUGCAACUUCCUGUUCCGCAGAAAAUAACACAACACAUAAUAAAUGAAUGGCCACCGGUAGUGUAGUAGUUCACACAGCUGACUUUCACGUUCACGUUCAAUAUCCAGUCAUUGGCCCAUUCACAAUUACCCUGUUAUUAGAGAGAGAUCACACAAAAUUGGGGCGUCAAAAUAUGUCAUUUAUUCGUCUGUGCCUUUUAAACAGACCAGUGAAGCAGCAUGAUGGGUGCGAUCAGCUGGGAAAAAUGCCAGCUAAUAAUUGACUGACGAGUAGUCAAGAGUGUAGUUAGCUGGGAUGGAUUCCAGCUCCCCUACUGACCUGACCAGGAUAGACAGUCCUCGCUUUAUGAUGCCAUUCCGUUGCUGUGGCAGCGUUGUAGCCUGAUUUGUACAUAAAUCACUAAUUUACGCUAAUGCAGUAGUAAAGUCAUAAUUACAGCAAAUAUUUGUAUGAAAAACACUGUAUAUUGUAAAUUCGUAUGUCAGGACCAUCGUAAACUGUGGGACCCUCUGUACAAAUUAAGGGCUAUUGGUAGCAAGUCGCUUGUGUAUCCCCUCACUUAUACUCUCGUCCUGUAGACCUUUUAUAAUUCACAUAAUUAAUGCCACCCCACUUCAGUUGUACAGUCGGGUUCACGACCCUUGUCCUGCAUGCUUCGUCUCCUGUCCUUGUCCUGUUCUAUCUUGUCUUGUCCUUCCCUCACAGGGUGUAGCACUACAGCCCCAUGCAACACUCAUAUUUAAUGUUUCAUUGUUGUAGAUAAUGUAAUGAUUUACUUCUCCCAUCCUGUUUACAAUUAGUGUUUUGUCUUUUGUCUUUGUUUCUUUCUCCCUUCUAGAAACUUUGUUCUGUUCGACUGAUCAAGUCUGAUUCUCAAUAAACCUCAAUUAUAAUACCACAACGGAAGCUUAAAAACUCCACUGUGACACAGUAAAACUGUUCCGGCAUGAAAGGGAUACAGAUUUUCCAUUCUGCUUGACCUAACUGCCGAACAGGACAAAAAAAAUAAAAAUAAGCCUUAACACUCAA